This is a messenger RNA of Durusdinium trenchii, 4669 nucleotides long. Lineage: Eukaryota; Dinophyceae; Suessiales; Symbiodiniaceae. The record is from the annotation of a GenBank genome assembly.
AUGGAUGACGACGAGGCUGGGGAUUCAGUGAGCUUGCCACCCUCAGUCGCGGAGACAGAUGAUGAAGCGCUGCAGCAGCAGCAAGAUGAUGAAGACGACGUGUCUUUGCCGCCAGAGGUGGUGGAAGAUGGUUUUCCUGAGGAGGCUCAGUGCUGCAAGAGGCGCAAUUGCAAAUCACUCUUCGAUCGAGCAGUUUUGGAAACGUACCAGGCUGAAUUUUCCCAUUGCAGCCAAGCCGUGCGCUUGAACAAAGCUUAUGAGAAAGUCCGCGAUGUCUUCAAGGCCGGCGGGUCUGACACGAAGAAGCCAAUGCCAUGGGCACUGCUGGGCAAACCAGUGUGCAGGAAGUUCUUUGAAACAAUCCAUCAAGUUGGCCAUGGCACUAUGGACCAAAUGGUUCUCCAUUGCAAAAAUGGCCACACAUCCUGGCCGCAACAACGGGGUCCUAGACUGCAAAGAGACGCUCCUGCCACCGAUACCGUGGAUGUUUGGUUCAUGACGGUGUACAAUGACCUGGCUGAACCUCUUGCCAUUCCUGGUUCGGAAGGGCGGUUGGAAUCUGCUGGGCUUGAGGAACAGCUGCAGCAACAUGAAGUAGUGGACGGAAAUGACCCGUUGCUGUCAGUCAGUCUCAAUUUGAGGCGGCACGCGAAUCCAAAGACAGACCCGCAUGGGCGGGUGCUGAUCCCUAAAAGGUAUUUGAAUUUUGCAGAUGAGUCUGCUCUAUUCAACUUCUACCAGAUCGACGAACCAUCUCCGCAGCAAGUUUCCCGUAGCACCUUUCGAAAGGCAUGGGGAAAAUGGUCGAGGAUCAUGGCUUUCAAAAACAAAGGUGAGAACAGCAAACGCAACAUUUGCGCCAGGUUGACAGUCGAGCGAGCUGAAGCUGUUGAGCCAUCGGAAAGGCUACGUGUCGAUGCUGCAAAACGCCAACAUUUAGAUUGUGUUAUGGCUGAUCGAUCAGUGAGCGUGCGAUGCAACAAGCUGGCAUCCCGAGCAGAUGUCUGGCUGACCAAGCAGAAUCAUUCCAGCAUGUGCAAGCUGAUGCUGGAUGGAAUGGAUCAGUCGAAAUUUGCCAUACCCAGAAGGAAGGAUAUGAGUGGCACCUCUUCCUGGUCAAAGUGCUGGCGCCCGUCCAUCCAUGUGACCGGGUGCAUUUGCUUCGGUCAAUUCGAGUAUUACGCCAUCAUGAGACCUGACCAAGCCAAAGACAGCAACAUGAACGCAACCAUCACGCGCCGUGUACUCGAUCUGCUUCACACCAAACUGCAGAGUCAAGGCCCGGAAUACUCCUUUCCACCAGAGCUUGUAGUGAUGUGUGACAACACACCAAGAGAAGCCAAAAACGCAUUCUAUGCAUCAUAUUUAUCCACAUUGGUGGGUAAGCAGCUGUUCAAGCAAGUGGAGUGCCAUUUUCUUCAAGUUGAUCAUACGCAUAAUGAACUCGAUCAACGCUUCAGCUCAAUGGCCAGCGUGAUAAAGGGAGCUGCCUGCUUGGAGGACAUUGCUGAUUUGGUCGAGUACUUGAAGGAUCACAUGAAAGCAGCUGUCAACAGAGAGAUUGUGAUCGAAGAGUUGACAAAUACUAUGGAUUUCAAGACUUGGCUGGGAGAUGCCAACCUACAUGUCCAAGGGCUGACAAGUACCCACUUGGAGCCGCACGCCAAUCAUGUUUGGAGAUUUACUCCCCGCGCUGAAGUGGACCCGGCCCAUGGAGCUAUCGAGUGCCAUCACCCAGAUUGGCGUGGUCUUCCGGAGCAUCCACAAGAUGUGAUCUUGACAGUGAAGCAGUACAUGAGCUCCCCAUCUCCAUCCCAAUGUCCGCAGCUGAUUCUACCCUUGGCAAUAAGCGAGAAAUUGCAGGAGGAGAAGCUCAAGCCUGCUGCCCAGAAUCAAUUUAGCGAAACCACGCUGCAGGAGUUCCGGAAGACAGCUGAAAUUUUUUCCCAGCCCCCAUGGUCUAUGCUAAAGGCCAAAUGCUUUUUGGAGGACCUGUGUGACAAGAAUCAGACCUGUCACAUGUAUCCUGGCUACAAGUUUGAGUUCUAUUUUUCGGAGGAUUUCGCAGAGCAGCGAUGCCUUGAAUCAGGGCGUUUGGACGCAGCUCUGCCACAAGACUUGGAAACCGCUGAUGUUGAACCUGAAGCGCCUCCACGUCGUGUCAUGGUUGUCAAGGGCAAGAACAAGCCGCCAAAGGCGAAAGCAAAAGUUAAGGGGGCUGCCAAAGUUCAAGCCGGCAAAGCAGUUUUGAAACGUCCAGCCGCAAGUGGCGUUGUUCAGCCAGAGCCUAUCGUUGAGGAGCGCGCAGAAUCUGAAAGUGGCCUGGCCCCGGCCCAACCGGAUACAUCAAUGUCCUUGGAGUCGGAUUCGGAUGUUGAGUUGCCAGAUCCUGUGUUUGAUUUCGACACGGAGAACAUAUCGCCAGUUGCCUCUGCCGUACCUGCGCCUGAACAAGUGGCCACACACGGGCCGCAGGAUUUCAAUUUGUUCGCGUUGGAAUUGUUUUCCCCUCCGCGCGUGCUUCCACAUGUGAGAUCCGUUGGUGGCCCAUGCCGGAUGUCCUUGGAUAUCCUGACCGGUUGGAACCUGCAGCACAAGGAAGUUCAAGACAUUGUUUUUGGCAUGUUGGAAGCAGGCAAACCCAGAAUGGUUUUUUUGUCUCCGCCUUGUACCAUUUUCAGCUGUUUGCAAAAAUGCUUUCGCAAUUAUGAGAAGAUGGGCCCCAAAGUUCUGGAAGAGAGAUGGCGAGAAGGUUGUGACCAUAUGAAUUUGUCGGUGACCGUUGCUGAGCGGCAGGACCACAACGAUGACUUCUUCAUGUUGGAACACCCACAGCGAGCCUCCUCGUGGGAAUUGGAAUCCACUCAGAAAUUGCGGGCUAAGCAGCGUGUAGGCAGCGUUGAUUUCGAUCAAUGCAUGCUAGGCCUUCGAACUGUCAUGGCUUCGGAAGCUCCAGAGUCAUCUGCGGCAACAGCUGCUGCAGCAGCUCCCCCUGAUGAUGCCUGGACACACAGCGUCAUGGCUGUGGAUGAUGAUGGUGCCCAGAGCCAGGUCAUGGCUUCGUGUGAGACUUGCUUGGCACAAUGCGGCGGGCCGAGUCAAUACCUUCAAAGGUAUUUGCGGACUGCAGAUGAGGGCUUUGAAUUCAUGGAAUGGUUGAGGGAGCAAUUUCCGGAGCAAGAUGGCACCCUCUACCACCAAGAAGCAAAGUUGCCGUGCUUCAAGGACAGUUCAGACUUGGCUUGCGCUGCUCCCACUUGUGUCCAUGUGUCUUCCUUGGGGUUCACGAGCAACUGCAGCCUCAAACCUGGGCCUGGGGCGGGUCUGGCAACCUCUUUGCUCCAAGAGUUUCUCAAAGAUGGCUUUGUGACUGCUGGUGACCCGCUGUUGGUUUUGCAGCAUGAAGCUUGCGUCGCGCCUUAUGGCUUGGAGAAGGACAGUAGCAAGCUGCAGCCCUUCAACUUGGCCUACCUGAAAGGUUUUGCCAGAAGCACCACUCUGCUGAUGCUCCUUCACCGGUGCAAGGCUCUUGGCUUGAAUGGUUCUUCGCCGGGACUGGCGCCGCUGUGGUCCUCUGUGACGAGGAUCUGGGUGCAUUGCAUGGAGUCUUCAAACAGAAUAGAUGAGGCUCUGACGAACAUGAAGCUCUCCAGCCGUGGAUCCCUGCGGAAAGCUAACAACUUGAUUCAGCUGGUCUUUAUGCUCCAGAACCUCAAGUCCCUCGGCCUAUCAGACAGCUCCUCCUUUGCGCAGCGUUGGAACAAGAUGUCCAGCAAGACAUUUCAAAUUGUCGGGAGAAAGGCGUCAGCUUUGAAGUUGCUUUUGGAGCAAACGCCUCAAAGUGUUCUCACUUUGAUCUUGGACCAUGUAAACAUGCAUGGUUGGGAAUCGUGCGUGUGGAGCGACGACAACCUCGGUAGCAAGAAGAUAUUUUCCGGCUUCCAGUUCAGCUGCUCCAAGAAGUCAUGGCUCCCCAGGCUCCGCACUACGGAUGAGUCCAUGAUGUUGAUGGUGAAAUUUUUGCAAGCUUGCCACGAGCAGAAGGCUAGCUACAUGCGAAAGAAACCCGAUACUCAAGCAGUUGAGGACGCAGCCGUGAAGGCAGCCUUGUGUUGGCAUCUUGGCCAAGAACUGCUGCAACAAGUUCCCGUUGACCCCAACAAACUGCAGGCUGAAUGGUAUGACAAUUUCGCUUCCGGGGAAAACUCUGUGGAUGGCGAGCUGCAAGCUUUGCUCAUGGACAAAUCCGACACCUUCGACGUGAAGCGCGAUUGCCCCUCAUUGCGCAAGCUGGUGGAAGACCACAAAUUCUCGAAGCCAGUGGCCAUGGACACCGUGGAGGAAGUCUCUUUGCAGGUGGACAAAUUUGCUUUGAUCAUGAAACAGCUCAAGUACGAUGUUCAGGUCUACACCACAUGGACCCGCAAGGUCUCCAGUGUCAAAAGCGCUCAAGAGCAUCAGAGGCAUAUGUGGCUUUUGGAACGUCGCAAGAGAUGCCUGGCAGUGGCUGAUCAGUUUCUUUCCCGCAAUGUGAAGCUUCUGGUGUGGCAAAAGAAGGUGGAGCUCGCAAUCGCUGAGAUCAUGAAUGCAAAGCGAGAUGUGACCCAAAAAUUGUCAGUGCCUGCGGAUGAGAUCUACACCUUGGUUUGGUGGAAUGUCACGUCUCCAU